Lytechinus pictus (painted urchin) is the source of this 7988-nucleotide messenger RNA. Its product is annotated as arginine/serine-rich protein PNISR-like. The coding region runs from base 166 to 3108 and encodes 980 amino acids. The transcript is spliced from 13 exons. The record is from RefSeq and is a predicted model, not a curated record. Gene Ontology annotation, cellular component: presynaptic active zone; nuclear speck. Gene Ontology annotation, molecular function: RNA binding. Lineage: Eukaryota; Metazoa; Echinodermata; Echinoidea; Temnopleuroida; Toxopneustidae.
GGGCGCAAUAUCGGAAUCCGCAAAUUAUGAUUAUGCAUGGCGCACGUUUGAAGAGUAGUCGGAGCUGAGGCGGCAUUAGCUGGAACUUGGAGUCGUUUCACUACAGAUGCGCACCCAGCCGUGUCAUGAUAUUUUGAGUCUUACAGAGCUUUGGAAGAGAUCACAAUGUGGCCUGUUAACCAAUGGCAAGGCCAUGGGCAAUGGGGCAUGCAAGCCCAGCAGCAAUACCAAGCAAAUGCGGCCACUGACUGGGCAGCUUUGGCACAAGAAUGGAUCCGACAGAAAGAAUCAUCAGGACCUCCAACAUCUCAUCCCCCUGCUGAAGUGGAGCACCCUCCCUUACCCACGCAGGUCCCUCCAUCAUUACCAGCCCCACCUCCUCUGGAUGAUGUCGGCAACAAAGAAGGUGGAGAUGGCAUGAUGCACCUGCUACCACCCCCACCCCCACCACCACCCCCAAAGUGCGUGGCAGCGGACCAACAACACCCCCCACACUUACCCCCUACAAGUGCACCUAUGGCCUGGGACUGGAAUCACCAAAAACCUAGCACACAGUGGCAUCAGCAACAGCAGCAGCAGCAGGAGCAGCAGCAGCAGCAGCAGCAGAAUUUCUCCACACCACCGCCGCCACCACCCCCUGGCCCACCCCUGGGUCCUCCCCAGGGUCAACCCCCGCCGAUGGUCGCCCCUCAGAGGUUUGACUACGCCCACGGUGCGGGUAACAGUAGCUCGUUAAAGAGGUUUGAUCACCAUGGUGAUGAAGGGAGAGGUUUAGCCCCUCCUCCUUUCCACCACCAUUCCUCUAUUCCUGCCGAGAGAUUUGACUAUAAUCAUGGUGGGCAAAGCAAUGAGUACCAACCUCAGAAUUAUCAGCAGGGAUACGCCCCGAGCCAACAGCACUGGCACCCCCCGGGAGGCCCUCGUGACGAUUUCUACCAGCAUGACAUGAACAUGGGCGGUCGGGAGCAGCACCCUCACACCGACCACCACCAUCCCGAGCGCUACCACGGUAGGGGCAGGGAUGCUGGUAAAGGGUACUCGGACUAUCGUAACAUGGACUAUACCUCCCAGCCUCAAUUCUCACACUACCCACCUGAUGUAGAGGAGGAGGAGCCGACGCCCACCCUCGAUGAGCAGAAAAUCAAGCUUUUGCCUGCUUGGAUAAGAGAAGGCCUGGAGAAGAUGGAUAAAGAAAAACAGAAGAAGUUGGAGAAAGAAAAAAAGGAAACAGAAAGACGAGAACGAUUGGAAGCUAACAAGAAGGCCGAGAACGACAUCAUCAAUGAAGCGAGAAUCGCAGCCGGUCUUCCACCAAAGUCCAAAUACGAUGAUAGUGAUGAGGAAGGAAGAGGGGAUGAGAAAGAUGAGGAUGGAUUGAAAAGCAAAAGAAUGGAAAAGGAGGAGGCAUCCACUAAGGGACUCCAGCCUCAAGUCGUUGAGGAGGAAGAGGAGGAAGAAGAGCCUUACAUGACCGAGGAAGAAAAACAACAGCAGCUGAUGAUGAAGAUCAGGAAAUGGAUGACAGAGGUCCUGCUGGAGGUGACGUGUAAUGAGAUCAAAGUUAUUGCUUCCGAAGUUCAUAGAAAAGCUAAGCUAAGAGCAGCCAAAGCACCAGCUCGCCAGCUUUCUAAUUCCACUGCUUUGGCUUCCAUAACUGGCCUGUCUGGUCUGACAUCAUACGCCUCCGACAGCGAGAACGAAUCUGAGAGUGGGAACGAGGGAGAAACCAAGGAGGAAGAAUCGGACAGCGAGGAUAGCGAUCUUGAGUUACAGAGGAGCAUACAGACGAAAAAAGAACAAUGGAGACGGAAAAAACAUGAAAAUAUGUUUGCGACGUCUGAUGCUGAAAGUGAUCAGGAACAUGGAGACGACAGACAAACAUCAAAGGAGGAUUCUGCCGACCAGAAACCCGUCUUCAAACGACCCGACAGCGACGAUAAAGGGGAUGAUCAAUUAGAAAAUGACAGGAAGUCGGGCAGUGGGAAGGGGGUGAAAGACGAGAGUAAAAAAGAAACUACCGGAGAAAAGAAAAGAACUGGGAGGUGGGAUCAGAAAGUGAAGGCAGCGGUUAAACCCGAAGCGGAAAGCUCGAGCUCAGAGAACAGCGAUAGUAGUAGUAGUGACAGUAGCAGUAGUAGCGGCAGUGAAGAGAGCAGCGAGGACUCGUCUGAGGAUGAGAAGGAGAGGGUUAAGAGGAAGAAGAGCGGUAAGAGCAGAAGCAGAGAGGGAAAGACUGCCGAGAGGAAGAAAGAGAAGGAAGAAGAUAGAGAGGGUGAUGGGGAAUCAAGAAGGGAGAAGGAGAGGAGAAAGAAAACGGAUAGAGAAAGGGGUAAGAACCGUAGUAGGGACAAGGAGAAGGAUAGGGAUCGGGAUAGGGACAGGGAGAGUAGAAGACAUAGAAGCCAGGAAAGGAGUAAGAAUCAUGAUGAUACGAAAGAUAGGAGGAAAAGUAGAAAGGACAAAGAUCCAGAAAAGAGCAAAGAAAAACGUAAGAAAAGUAGAGAAAGGGAUGAGGGGAAAAGUAGAGAGAAUCGGAAUAGUCAGGAGAGGAAAAGGGAGAGGAGUGCUGAUAGGGAUAGAAAGAAGAGGCGUGACAGGGACGAUGACUCUAAGCACGGUCGAGAAAGGAAACAUAGCCAUAGUUCUAGGGAUAGGGAGGAUAGAGAACAUGGGAAGAGGAGGCAUAGAGAUAGGGACAGGUCUAGGAGUUCCGAAAGUGAAUACUCCAGCUCAAGGGAUUCGAAACGCAGGAGAUCUAGGACUCCCGAGGAUUCCAAAUCAAAACGGGACUCGUCACGUCACAAAGAUCGCUCUUCCAGUAAACGGCACAAGGACAAACACUCACGGGAUUCAUCAGAAGAUGAGGGAAGCGACCACUCACGGGAUCGUCAUAGCAGUACGCGGAAGAAAUCCUCAAGGCGCCGUUCAAGGUCAACAUCGGAAGAAUCCCAGCAUAGGCGAUCAAGGAAGAAGCGUCGUAGAGAGGCAAGUGAGGAUUCGUCUGAUUCGAGAGCCGACUCUUUAGAGCGGUCUCACGGAAGCAGGUCCGGUAAGGUGUCGAGUCGCAAACGAAGGUCUAGAUCAACGUCAAGGUCUUCAAGACGUUGAUCGAAAUCAUGAAAUAGACAUUAACUUCCAAGUAAGUACAUCAGGGGGGUGUUUCACAAAGACAUAAGUGUGUCUUAAAAGUCAUGCUUAAAUGCUGACACGUACAUGAAGUGUAACAUGCAAUCUUAUUGGAUAAUAUGUAGUAUCGCGCGUCCCCUUAGCAUGAUUGGACCAAUGAUGUAAUGCGGUUUAGACUGCAUUUCACCAAUAUUUCAGUGCGACACUUUCAUCUUUGUGAAACACUUCCCAGGAUGUAAAGUUGAUGAUGUAGUGAUGUACCGAUAAAGUUAUUUUUUAAAGUUAAGUUUAAGGGCAACUGGUAUGAUCUGUCCUGUAAAUUUCAACACAAUUUAGUACUCUCUGUAUCAGAAUGGCAUAAGGAUUCCCUGGUUUUGACAAAAAGGAGUGCAAAAAUGUUUCUUUUUACGCUUUAACGCUUAAUUUACCGCAUAAAGCAAAAAAUAUGUCCAAUGCUGAUGUGCGCUUUUGUCACAGUGCACCAAAUUGACGCCUGUUGCAAUCGCUUUAAUAGCACGCUGUUUUAUUCACGAGUCCAUUGUUUUGAAGAGUGGACUCAUUAAUUCAAAACAGUGUACUUAACCAUGCGUGCGGCGCACUAUCACCAAAGCAUGCAUCAGUAUUGGACAUUUUCCAUUAUACGUGGUAUACAUGUCGUUAAUAAGCGUAAUUUAUACAUGAAAUCUUCAACAAUUUUAAAACCACCUUUGUGAAUUGGGCCUAAAUGAUUAGACGAUUGAAUAAACUGUUUAUGAGCCAAUCUGAUGUAACAAAGUGCAAAAAGUUGAUUUAGAUAGAAAUUAGACCAUCUAGCGUUAGUCUAAAAUACAAUGGCCUGUAUUAGGAGGCUCCACGACAUUUACUCCAGCGACGAUUCCUCUGCUGCAAAUUCCACACAUUAGUGGAAUAACCAACUUCAACCCUGGAUUUAGCAUUAUGCCCUAUCCUAAACCUAACCCUGAAACCUAGCAUAAGAUCCUACAUGUAUUUCAACCCUAACCCUGUAUCUUCAGACGUAAUAAAGCCCGGAGCGAUUGUCGCCAGAGCAAAUGUUGUAUCACCGCACUCUGAAGUCAGCUUUUGACUGAGGCCAUGGUCCAACUCCAUGCCAAAAUUAUGGGAAGCCAAACAUUUAGACAUUGCAUUUACAUGUACCCUGUACAUGUAUGUUUUCUGUCUUUACUUGGCUCUUCCUCAUGUUUUAAUGAUGAAGAGAAGUAUUUCAUUUAUGAUUCCCAUACAAAUAUGAAUGAUUUGAGUGUCAAACGAGCUGACAAAAUUGAACUAGUGCUGUUAGAGAUACCUUUCAAAAUUGGCUAUCCAUAGUUAAACCGCAACUUUAGACCAGGGUUUGAAUUAACCCCAAGUCCAGAAUACCACCCUUUGGCCCGUAUUCUGAAGUCGAGUUUAACUUAGACAGUGGUCUAACUCUGUGCUAAAAUUAUGGGGAGCCAAAAAUUCAAAACUUCUGUUAAUAUUGCAUAUUUCUUAGGUUUACUAUUUCGUUUCCUUUUGCUUUCAUAAGGAAGAAAAAUACUUCAGUUAUCAUUCCCAGACAAUUAUGAAGAAUUUGGGUGGUAUUUGAGUUAAUAAAUUGAAUGUAUACUGUUCAGGCUUUGUUCCCCAAUUGGCUUUCCAUAGUUAAACCGCAACUUUAGACCAGGGUUGAAGUUAACCCCAAGUCCAGAAUACCACCCUUUGAGACUACAUGGGAAUGAGGCCAAGUAUAGACCAAAUCGAUAGUAGACCAAUUGGCCCGUAUUCUGAACUUUAACUUAAACUCAUGUUUAAAGUUGUGGUGUAAGUAUGGAUAGCCAAUUGUUACAUAAAUCACUAACAGUAGAGAUAUCAUAUUUCAGCUCAUUUGGCUCUCAAGUCAUUCAUAAUUGUUUAAUGUAAAUAGAUGAUUGUCUUCACCAUCGAUGAUUCAGGAAAGAGCACAGUAAACAUAAGAAACAUGCAGCUUAAUACGAAUUUUGACACUUCUGGCUUCCCAUAAUUUUAGCACAGAGUUAGACCAUGGUCUAAGUUAAACCUGACUUAAGAAUACGGGCCAUUGAGUCUAGGGUAUGUGGUAUUAGACUACUUGAGAAGUACAUACCAACUGCUAGAAGAUCAAGUGAGUGACUAAUCACUGUAAACUACAAGCAGUACCCGGUGCUGCCCAAACUAGCGCCUUUUGCUUGUAGGAAUGCACACUAAAGCUAUGCUGGAACUUUGCAAUACAUUACUUGUGGUCAAAAUCUAUAAUUAUGUGGGAAUCAUUUUAAGUGAAUUGAAUUUUAAAAUAUUUUCUCUUUAGUGUAUGUCAUUGAUAACAACUUUGUUUAAAUCCUUGUAAUCAACAUUGAAAUUGUUCAUAUGGAACAUGGCCGUACCAGACAGAAAUUUUGAUAACUUACAUUUUUUUAACUAAAUUUUUUAAAGAAAAUUUAUCAAAAUUGUGAGCGAAAUCCUUCAAUUUCACUUCUCUUUAGAAAAUACAAAAUCGCUCCAUGACAAGUUUGGUCAGUCGCUCCGCUCCCUCACUUUUGAGUUCCUUUGAAAAUUUUUAUGCAUCUCGACACACCCCCCGCAAAAAUUGCUGCGUACGGCCAUGAUACAGCAUUAGGCUAUAUCCCUCUUUAGGUGGAAUUCGACUUCGAAGAGACAAGCAACACAUGCUUUGCUCAAUGUGCUCUGAAAAGUUGUUUGAAUUAGCGCAGCCUUUAAUCAUAGAGCUAUCUGUAAUAGCUCUAUACUUUAAUGCUACGGUCACAAAUACCUUUGCGAACACUGUACAAAUGAUUUCAUACCAGCUAUGUGUAAAAAUUGUUUAUAUGGUGCUUGUAAAGGUAUACGUGGCUGUAGCAUCACUUUUGAACCACUUGAUCCCAAUUUCACAAAACGUAAAAUUAGUGUAUAUGUGAGCCUAUCUUGGUUAUUUCUUGAAUAUGAAAGAGUAAAAUAGGUGAAAGACUACAAAUUUCACUCAAAAUUUACGUAACUCCACAGAUUUAGACAUACCUUUGCACCUACAGGUGUUUUAUUUUCUGGUAAGUUUUUUUUACGAGACCAUGAAAGUUGCAAUACAAUUCCCCAUUAGUAUCUUGCUUUGUAAUUAGCUGACAAUUUCAGCAAGUGUUUCGAUCGUCAAGUUCUCACCCACAGCUAAACCGUAAAAUUGCCAUGACUAAGAUUGGUUCCAGUGUUGAUUUUAUCCUCGUAUUUAUAAAUUUUUGAUUGAUCAAUACAUGCUUUGUCUACAUUGUUUUUAGUCUCAUCCCAUAUGGUCUAUUUCCAGUCUGUCAGCACUUGAACUUACCAUUUUUCUUAAUUACCAUUUAGUCUAAUUACCAUUUAGUCUAAUUACCAUUAAUACUACAUCUGUAUUUACCAUUUUGUCUAUUUUCCAGCAGGGCUAUACCCAUUUUGUCUUUUAAAUCUCACUUGGUUUAACAGAACUUGGUUAGAUGAAUUGUUAAUAAACCUAAUUAUUUUAUUGAGAAAGUAAAAAGUAACAAGUAGGUGAUAUGGAAAUUAGACUGAGUGGGUAUUGGACUAAAUUGAUGGUAGACGAAAUGGAUUAAGACCUUGUAUUAAACUUUCUGAGAGGCAUGUAUAGAUGUAGAUCAACUGCUCAUAGACAAUGUGAAUGAUAAAUGCUUGUUUUAUGUAGAUGUUCAAAAUCACAAGAGAAAUGUUGGAUGUUGAAAGAGAAAGGAAGGGGGGGGGGGCGUUAUUUGUAGGUCACCAAAAUAAAUCUGCAUUGUACAGUUAGGUAUACUGCAUGUAUAUUACUGUUUUAUUCAAGGUAUGAUCCUCUUUAAAAAGGUAAAGUCCACCACCACAAAAAGUUUGUUUGAAUAAAUAGUGAAAACUGACGGAAGCCUAGCACUGAAAACUAAUCAAAAUCGGAUGUAAACAAUACAGUUAUGGUAUUUUGAAAAGUUGCCCUAUUUUAUUUUUGAACAGGUGGUGUGCAAUUCAAGGAGCCAAUGACUUCAUAACUAUUUCUUAUAUUAUCAUUUCUGACUUAAUGAAAUAUUUCAAUUUUCAUAUGUUUAAUUAUUUUAACUUAUUAAGAUCCAAUAUAGAGAUUCUUUAUCAUCGAAUCUAGAAUGAAAUGCAUGUACAUGUAGAUCUGAAUACAUUUAUUUCAUAUUUCAAACACUAAAGAAAUAGCAAGUAUGUGACAUCAUCGGCUCUCGUUAAUAUGGGCACACAAAUGUGAAUAAAACCGAUUUCUGAAAUUAAAGGUGGUCGUUCUUGGGUUCAAGAGGGCACUGUUUGUACGUAUUGCGGACAGCGCCAGCGGCCCAUUGACACCAAUGUUAUACAACGCUUACACAGAUGACAAUUUUUGAACGCCCAAACUCGACGAUUCUCCGCUCUUGUACGCUUCGGCUGCUGUUUGAAGAUCUUGGCAGGUUGGCUCCGCCCCCUGCUGCUGUAGCCAAAAGCAGUACAGUGUAUGUGUUCUGUGUAUGUAUACAUUUUCUGUGCGACUGGCAGAUGAUUGACAGCUGCAUGCAAAUUACAUUGAUGAUCCUUGAGAUGAAGAUGCCGGCGAGUACAGCACCGACCGUCCAACAAAACCCUCUUGAACCCUGGCAAAGUGCCUCUUUAAAGUGACUCAAAAAUAUCAGAACUUUCGUAAUUUACAUCUGAUCUUGGUGAAAUAUCCUUCCAUGAAGGCUUCGUUGAUUUUUUCCUUCUUAUUCAAAUACAUGUAAAUUUGUUGUUCGGGUGGACUUUCUCUUUAACAGAAUUUGUAAAUUGGGUCCUUGAUGCCCUUGUAUAGAUCGUGAAAUCUGACCAUCAAUAUGCAGGUGGAAAUGUAUUGAUAUUGUAAUAAGUUUAUAUUAAAACAAAUGAAAAUA